AUCCUGAUGCUAAUUUUGUACCGCUAAGCUGGAAUUGGACAAGAUUGGAAAUUGCCCGUAGCUUCUUGAUAUCAGACGAGGCUGAAUUUUGCUUCUUCAAAUCUUCAAGGCUCAUAUCUUGGGCUUCGUAUCCCAAGAUAGAAUUGGCCACCGCCGCUCACUCACGCUGUAGCAUUGCUCGCCUUCUCCAUGAUUUAACAUCCUCGAUCCCACGUCGCCAUUUUCAUCAUCCAGCUAGCAGCUGCCACAGACCAAUUAAGCUAGAAUAGCGCUGGCCUUGAGUUCCUGGAGCAAGGAUGCCAUAACAGAAGUAUCGCUCAUAAGAGAAUCCCAGCCAACUACAGUCAAGAAGAAGCCAUCCCAAAGGACCUCGAGCCGAAUCAUUACUCUCCACAUCAUGUCCAAAAUAACGUCCAAGAAUCUGCAUUACGAUGACAGUCUACCGCCUUUCCUCGCACGUCUGAGAGCAAACAAUAAUGCCGGUGAUGGCAGGCACGAGUACAGUGUUGCGAGACCCAAGAAAGCGCGGACUGCCGAGGACGAAGCGGAGGAUGAGCCGGUUUACUUUGAUGAAGUCAGUGGAGAGACAUUAAGCAAAAGCGAAUGGGAGGAAAGAGAGGCUGGGCUAGAGAAGGACGAGGAGGCCAAAGACGGCGAAAGGGCUGAAGGUGCGGAAGAGAGUGCGGCGAAGGGAGAUGCUGGAAAGGAGAGCAAGGAGAAAGUCGCUGCUAUCGGUGCAAGCAAGAAAAGAAAGGCAGGCAAAGUUGUGGGCGGAGAGGACGAAGAUGAAAUACCGAUUACCAAAACACUGGCAGACAAGAAAGCACCAAGCCAACCGGAGAAGAAAGUAGAGAAGGGCAAGUCUGCGAAAAAAGGAAAGAAGAUCAAGCUGAGCUUCGGAGAUGACGAAUGACAAUCCUCUGUUUUCAGGCGUUUGGAAGGUAUCACAAUGGAUCGGAUGUCAAGGCGCAAAGGAGUAGCACAGGCACAG
Molecule: messenger RNA, 991 nt
Organism: Cadophora gregata
Lineage: Eukaryota; Fungi; Ascomycota; Leotiomycetes; Helotiales; Ploettnerulaceae
Exons: 1
Coding region: 398-913 (171 amino acids)
Source: RefSeq, a predicted model, not a curated record